Limanda limanda (common dab) is the source of this 1206-nucleotide messenger RNA. RefSeq names its product GDP-mannose 4,6-dehydratase (gene gmds). Gene Ontology annotation, biological process: GDP-mannose metabolic process. Gene Ontology annotation, molecular function: GDP-mannose 4,6-dehydratase activity. The transcript is spliced from 11 exons. Lineage: Eukaryota; Metazoa; Chordata; Actinopteri; Pleuronectiformes; Pleuronectidae. The record is from RefSeq and is a predicted model, not a curated record. The coding region runs from base 85 to 1206 and encodes 373 amino acids.
CACCGUCAACACACGCUCGGUUCUCUCCGGUUGUGUCUCUCGUUCCUUUCCACUGAAAACCCGUCCACACUCCUCCGGUAAGAGAUGGCCCAGUGCUCCCAGUCCUCCCAGUCCACCGCGGCCGCUGGCCCCGCCGGAGAGCCGCAGGAGGCCAGGAAGGUGGCGCUCAUCACCGGCAUCACCGGACAGGAUGGCUCCUACCUCGCCGAGUUCCUGAUCGCAAAAGGCUACAUGGUUCACGGUAUUUUGCGUCGUUCCAGCUCCUUCAACACUGGUCGCAUUCAGCAUCUUUACAUGAACCCCUGCACACACACUUCAGACAAAAUGAAGCUGCAUUACGGCGACCUGACCGACAGCACGUGCCUGGUGAAGAUCAUCAACGAGGUGAAGCCGACAGAGAUCUACAACCUGGGCGCUCAGAGUCACGUCAAGAUCUCCUUCGACUUGGCCGAGUACACGGCCAACGUGGACGGCGUGGGCACGCUCCGCCUCCUGGACGCCAUCAAGACCUGCGGCCUGACCACCAGCGUCAAGUUCUACCAGGCCUCCACCAGCGAGCUGUACGGGAAAGUCCUGGAGAUCCCUCAGAAGGAAACCACUCCCUUCUACCCCCGCUCGCCUUACGGUGCUGCGAAGCUUUACGCCUACUGGAUCGUGGUGAACUUCCGCGAGGCCUACAACAUGUUCGCCGUCAACGGGAUCCUGUUCAACCACGAGAGCCCGAGGAGAGGUGCGAACUUUGUGACGCGUAAGAUCACCCGCUCUGUGGCGAAGAUCCACCUGGGCUUACAGGAGGUCAUCAGCCUGGGCAACCUGGACUCCAAGAGGGACUGGGGCCACGCCAUCGACUACGUGGAGGCCAUGUGGAUGAUGCUGCAGAUGGACGAGCCAGACGAUUUCGUCAUUUCAACAGGGGAGGUGCACAGUGUGAGGGAGUUUGUGGAGGCGGCCUUCAGACAUGUGGGGAAGACUAUUGUGUGGGAGGGGAAGGAUGAGAAGGAGAUCGGCCGCUGCGUGGAGACCGGGGUGGUCCACGUGAAGGUGGACCCCAUGUACUUCCGCCCCACUGAAGUGGAAUACCUACAAGGUGACAGCACCAAAGCGUUUGAGAAGUUCGGUUGGAAGCCGAAAAUCACUUUCAAGGAGCUGGUGACGGAGAUGAUGGUGUCCGACAUCGAGCUGAUGAAGAACAACCCCACAGCCUGA